GUCCAAAUUCGGGACGUCGCCCCUCUUCCACACUGUCAGUCCCUCCCACUCCCCCAAAGCAGCUGGCGGCAAGCCUUCCCGGCGGCCACCGCCCACCGGCAAGCCCCUUCUCCGGCGCGACCGCUGCUUAUUGUAGCACCGAGCGCGCUCCCCAUCGCGCACUACCUGAAUCAACCAGUCACCCGAUCUCACUGCAGCCUGUUCAGCCGUCCUGGAUUCCCCUCCCCCUAGCUGGUGACUGAUAUAACUAACUUUGAUGACAACAAUCGCGUUACCUGAUGACCUGGUGGUGGAUAUCCUAUCUCGGCUGCCGUUGAAGUCCUUUUGCCGCUUCAAAUGUGUCUGCAAGUCUUGGCUUGCUUUCUCAUCUGAUCCACACUACCGCAAGAAGCUCCCAAGAUCUCCCUCUGGUCUCUUGUGGCAAAAACCUGAGCAUGGUACUGCCAUCGGUUUCGCUAGACUUCCCUCGGGUGACAGGGAUAUUGACACAACACUUUGCUUUGUGCCAUCUUAUGCACACCCUUUAAAGCUUAAUCAUUGCAGCAAUGGCCUACUUGUUUGUCAUAGUGGGGAUUCCAACGCCAUUGUGUGCAAUCCGGCAACUGAAGAGUGGAUGUCACUUCCAUGUACUCAGCCUGGAUCAUCUGGCUCCCAUAGUUAUCUCAGGUUGGGUUUUGAUCCACUAUGGUCCCAACACUUUUAUGUGUUCAACUUUCAGUGGUACCUAUUCCCAGAUGGUGUAUACAGAUAUGAAGUUAAGGUAUUUUACUCCGAGGAUUCCACAUGGUCUAGUUGUCUUUGGGAAACUAGUGAUGCACUUUUGGGUGUUUCACUCUUUCUAAGCGGAGUCUUGUAUGUGAAGAGCUCAUUGGCGCAUGAACUUCUAGCGCUGGAUGCAACUGACACAUGCUCACAGUUGCCCAAUGCUAGGACUAUUCAGCUGCCCGGAUUUCCAAACGGACUAGCAGGUUUUUCUUUUGAGAAUGGCUGUAUUUCCCUGUCAUGUGGGGUCUUGUGCUAUGCACAACAAGAAUUGGAUGGCUGUAUGAUGCGAAUCUGGAGUUUGGAAGGCUCUGGGAGGUGGGUGGUGAAGCAUCGUCUAAGCAUGAACGAUGUAUUUGGCAGGGAUUUGUUGCUCCGUAACACUAACACUGCAGAAACGUGGUUUUUCGAUUAUUACAUCCUAGCUAUUGACUUGGAGAGGGAGCUAGUUAUCGUUGCUGACCGAAUCGCUCAUAUGGUCUUCUCAUUUAGCAUUAGUACUGGAAAAUUGUCGGGGAUUUGGAUUGACAGUGAACCAUGGCUAAUUUACUACUACUACGUGCCAUACUACAACAAGUUUCCAGCUUCAGUGCUUCAAAGGGCUCAAGUUUCCACAAUCGCAUUACCUGAUGACCUGGUGGUGGAGAUACUGUCUCGGCUGCCGUUGAAGUCCUUUUGCCGUUUCAAAUGUGUCUGCAAGUCUUGGCUGGCCUUCUCAUCUGAUGCACACUACCGCCAGAAGCUCCCAAGAACCCCCACUGGUUUCUUGUACCAAAAACGUGAGCUUGACACCAGCAUACAUCUCGCCAGACUUCCCUCAAGUGACAGGGACAUUGACACAACACUGAGCUUUCUGCCUUGUGAUGGGUACCCCUUGGAGCUUAAUGGCUGCAGCAAUGGACUACUUCUUUCUUAUAGUCGAGGUAGUACAGAUGCAGAAAUUUCCAACGCCAUUGUGUGCAAUCCGGCAACUGAAGAGUGGAUGGAACUUCCAUAUACUCAACCUGGACCAACCGUCACCUUUAGUUACCUCAUGCUGUGUUUUGAUCCACUAUGGUCCCAGCACUUUUAUGUGUUCAAUUUUCAGGAGAGCUAUUUCUCAGCAGUUGAACACAAAACUGAAGUGAAGGUAUUUUUCUCCGAGAAUUCCACAUGGUCUACUUGUCUUUGGGAAUCUGAUGAUCCAUGUUGGUCUGAUGCACUCUUCGUAAAUGGAGUGUUGUAUGUGGAGAACACAUUGUUGCAUGAUAUUUUGGCGCUCGAUGCACCGGACACAUGCACACAAUUGCUCAAUGAAAGGACCAUUCAGCUGCCAGGAUUUGCAAGCGGGCCAAGCCAGGGGUUUGGUUGUUGGAAUGGACGUCUUUGCCAGUCAUGUGGGGUCUUAUGUUUUGCACAACAAGAAUUGGAUGGUUGUAUGAUGCGAAUCUGGAGUUUGGAAGGCUCUGACGGGUGGGUGGUGAAGCAUCGUCUAAAUAUUAACAAUGUACUUGGGAGGGACAUAAUCCUUCGUACUUGUACGUACGGAUCGUGGUAUUUUGAGUAUGACAUCUUUGCUUUUGACUUGGAGAGGGAGCUUGUUAUUCUUGUUGACCGAAUCGCUGAUAAUGUCCUCCUAGAUAAUCCCCGCAACGGAAAAGUCAUCCCAUUUAGCAUCAGUACUGGAAAACUUUUGGAGAUUUGGAAUGCCAGCGAACCAGGCUGGGGUUACUACUACGUGCCAUACUACCACAAGUUUCUAGCUUCAGUACUUCGAAGGGCAUAAGAUGAAUGUUAGAUUGUAUGUGUUACCAAAUGAAUGAUGUAAUCUGUAAGCAUCUUUUGGGCACUAGUUCUACCAAAACAGCUGUUAUGUAUGCACUGGAUUAAUGGUUUGUCUAUAUGUUGUGUUCAUCUAACUGCAAUGGAGCCGAUGAAGUUCUUCUGUUUUGUACAAAAAUGUUGGAGGAGGAAAAUAAAAACUGGAUGGGGAUUAUCAGGCUGAUAAAUAUGCAUCUACCAUCUCAUGGAGUUUCAAAUCCGCAUGAAACAACGACUAUGAUAAGCUGAAUUUAGUCAUUUGGUGUUCUGGCUAGGGACAUCAAUUAUGAUGAAACUAAUUUAUCUUGCUUUGCUGCAAAACUCAGAAGUAAAUUUCUCUGUCUUGUUUAUAUGAUAAACAUCCUGGAGUAACAUUUGGUACAAGGACAUGUGAAACAGUGUGUUCCUUUCUUGUGUGUUUUCUGUCUAGCGGCUGGUAACUCUUGUAAACUUGUCGCGCUUCAGUUUCCGUUGUUUCUUGGUUGUUGGGCAGUGGCAUGUUCUCUUCUUACUCCCCCGUCCAUAAAUGGAUAGUGUCUACGUUUAUCUAAAUUUUUAACAGAUCUAAUAGAUCUAUUGAUGAAUAUGGGUAGUACUAGAAUAGAUUUGGAUGCGUGGAUAAUUUACUCUUCAUCCUGCUUAGCAGCACCGUUUUGUGACUUUGUGAUCAUCCUGAAAUAGCUACUCAACUGCACCUGGAAACUCAUGUACUAAGAACUUAGGCUUUAGUAUUUUUCAGCAAUGUAGCCGACGCCAUGCCCUGGUCUGUACAAAAUAAAGGGAAAUAGAAAUAAAAGGUGGAUAAUCAGAUUGAUCGGUAAUUUGUCGGAGAUUCAAAGCCAGACAGGAAACACCAAUCAUAAUCACCGAAGUAUCAAUCCCCUUUUUUCAUAAAAAUACUAUAAGGUAAACAACGGUUAUUACCGUGCGUGCUGGCCCAACAACGGUCCACCCAUUUCUACCCCCAACAGCGACUGCCCACUCUCACCACGCACACAGCAGACGCUAGUGCUCGCUCCCAUCCAGCCGUGGCGGCGUAGCGGCGGCGAUCCUGCACUGCGGAUCCAGAUAAUUUCAGAUGCUAGGUUGGCUCAAACGAGAUAGAAAACCCCAGCAGGGGAUGUCCACAUCUGUACUACCUGAUGAGCUGGUGGUGGACAUCCUGUCUCGACUGCCACUGAAGUCGGUUUGCCGCUUCAAAUGUGUUUGCAAGUCUUGGCUUGCCUUCUCCUCUCAUCCGUACUACCGCCAGAAGCUCCCACGAACUCCUGCCGGCCUCUUGUACCGACAACGUGAGCCCGUCAGACUUCCCUGGUCUCUUGGCACUUCCAUCCAUCUCGCCAGUCUUCCUGGAAAGGGCAGUGAAAUUGACACGAGACUUAACUUUGUGCCACUACGUUAUAAGAACUCAAACCUUGAAGAUUGCAGCAAUGGCCUACUUCUUUGUUAUCAGGGAGGAGGUUAUAAGCGUGAAGAAAUUUCCAAUGCCAUUGUGUGCAAUCCAGCAACUCAAGAGUGGAUGGCACUUCCAAAUACUGAACCUGGACCUCCUAUUUGCAGUACUGAUCUCAGGUUGUGCUUCGAUCCAUUAUGGUCUCAGCACUUCUAUGUCUUCAAAUUCCAGUCGAUCCCGCACUUGACCCCCCAUAUUGGGACCACGACUGAAGUUGAGGUAUUUUUCUCCGAAGACUCCUCGUGGUCUGAUUGUCUUUGGGAAACUGAGCAUGCAUUUGUUGGUGAUGCACUCUUCGUAAAUGGUGUGUUAUAUGUGAAGCACUUAUGGCUCCGUGAAAUUCUAGCGCUCGACGCACCUGACACAAGUGCACAAGGGCUCAAUAGUAGGAUCGUUCAGCUGCCAGGGUUUGCAAAUGACAUGUUUAACUGUUGUGAUGGGUGCCUUUGCCAAGCAUCAAGUGUCUUAUGCUAUGCGAAACAAGAAAUGGAUGGCUGUGUAGUGAGAAUUUGGAGUUUGGAAGGCUCUGACAAGUGGGUAGUGAAGCAUCGUGUAAGGAUGGCUGAUGUAUUCGGGAGGGACAAUUUGCUCAGCAUCGAUACUGAAGGAUAUUGGCAUUUCGAUUAUGACAUCCUUGCUUUUGACAUGGAGAGAGAGCUAGUCAUCCUCGAAUACAAGAAAGCUGAUAAGAUCAUCUCAGUUAGCAUCAGUACUGGAAAACGCUCGCGGUUUGUAAAGAUUCCUAAAAAGUUCACUCAACUGUACCGCAGUCUAUUCUAUGUGCCAUACUAUGGUGAGGUUCCAGCUUUGGUGCGCUAGAUGGCUCAGGUGCUAUUAGUGUUCUACUUUGUAAGCACCUUUUGUGCAUUAGCUGCAUGAAUCAGACGUUACGUAAUGUACUAGAUUGUAGGCUUUGUGUGCCAUUUUCCGAAUGGUGUAGUAUGCCUUAUUGGCCUGUCGACUCUGAUCCAACUCAUGCUCGCUUAAUAUGGAAAACUUCAGCUUAAGUA
This is a messenger RNA of Lolium perenne, 5025 nucleotides long. RefSeq lists its product as uncharacterized. The record is from RefSeq and is a predicted model, not a curated record. NCBI's taxonomy places the organism in Eukaryota, Viridiplantae, Streptophyta, Magnoliopsida, Poales, Poaceae. Gene Ontology annotation, molecular function: protein binding.